This is a messenger RNA of Salvelinus sp. IW2-2015, 1362 nucleotides long. NCBI's taxonomy places the organism in Eukaryota, Metazoa, Chordata, Actinopteri, Salmoniformes, Salmonidae. The record is from RefSeq and is a predicted model, not a curated record.
GACGUGCCUGUAUCCAGCUUGACAACUCCAGAGAGCAUGGUUUCUCUGCAGGCAUCCUCCCCUGCCUGGCCCUCUAGCCCUACGGUGCUCCUCACCCCCAAGGAAGAGACCGAGAAGAUCAGUCCUGGGGUGGGAGGAGAGAGSCACACCAAYGGAGAGAGAACACCCAAACCUGAGGUGUUCUCUCCUGGUCUGAAUGACAGUUUCUCCCUACCUGGCGAAGGGUCCCUGGUCUCCAGCACUAAGAGGAACACAGGAGAGAAAGGAGGAGCUGCGUCCAUGAAGGAGAAUGUCUGUCAGGUGUGUGAGAGGACAGGUGAGCUGCUGCUUUGUGAGGGCCAGUGCUGUGGGGCGUUCCACCUGCAGUGUAUCGGCCUAUCAGAAACCCCUAGAGGGAAGUUCAUCUGUUGUGAAUGCACUAAAGGUGUCCACACAUGCUUUGUGUGUAAGAAGUCUGGCGACAGUGUGAAGAGGUGCAUGGUGCCUGUAUGUGGGAAGUUCUACCACAACAAGUGUAUCCUGAAACACACACCCACCCAGCCCCAGAAUAAAGGGGUUCGCUGCUCCCUCCACGUCUGUCUGCCCUGCCACAUCACCAACCCCCUCAACCCCUGCAGUUCCAAAAGUCGUCUGACCCGCUGCGUGCGCUGCCCUGUUGCGUACCACGCAAACGACUACUGCAUGGCGGCAGGCAGCAUUGCCCUGGCCAACAACAGCUUCCUGUGUCCAAACCACUUCACCCCCCGCAAGAACUACAAGAACCACGAACACAUCAACGUCAGCUGGUGCUUCGUCUGCUCAGAAGGGGGCAGUCUGCUGUGUUGCGAGGCCUGUCCUGCUGCCUUCCAUCAAGAGUGUCUGAACAUCGAGAUGCCCGAGGGGAGCUGGUUCUGCAACGACUGCAAGGCCGGGAAGAAACCACACUUCAAGGACAUCCUCUGGGUUAAAGUGGUAAGAUUCAGGUGGUGGCCUGCGGAGGUGUGUCUUCCUAAGAACAUCCCAGAGAAGAUCCUCCGUAUGAAACACGAGGUGGGGGAGUUCCCUGUUCAGUUCUUUGGUUCUAAGGACUACGCCUGGACAUAUCAGGCCAGAGUCUUCCCUUACAUGGAGGGAGAUGCCAACAACAAGGACAAGAUGGGGAAGGGUUGCGACGCCAUCUACAAGAAAGCUCUGAAUGAAACAGCUGAGCGGUUUAUAGCGCUUCAGGCUGAGAAGGAGAUGAGACAGCUUCAGGAGGACAGGAGGAAUGACAAGAAACCUCCUCCCUACAGACACAUAAAGGUACCGCCCCUUUAAACCUUCUCCCUACAGACACAUCAAGGUACCGCCCCUUUAAACCUUCUCCCUACAGACACAUCAAGG